Mesorhabditis spiculigera is the source of this 4668-nucleotide messenger RNA. Lineage: Eukaryota; Metazoa; Nematoda; Chromadorea; Rhabditida; Rhabditidae. The record is from the annotation of a GenBank genome assembly.
AUGAUCACCAAGGUGCUCUUCCGCGAGAAGCGGCACGACCCCGAGGAUUGUGUCCUGCUGCUCGACAAGUAUCGUGUGCGCCUGCUCGAAACGAAGACGGUCCCAAUCUACGAGGACUCACCCGCCUACGUUGCAGCCAACCCAGCGAUUCUGGUCGUCGACUUUCCAAGGGCCAAACUGGAUGACAGCUGUUCUUCUGCUCGCAGAACCAGUCAAGACUCUGAUAGCUCGGAUGACGACGAAAAUGGCCCGCUUCACUUCUCCUUCCUGACCCUCGACAAGCUCGAGAAACAAUGCGAGGGACAGACUAGCAAGUUGGCGGCGCUGCUUGCGCGCAACUACUCGCCGUGUGUGCGGUCAUUUGAUGCCGUACCGGUCCCUACGCAGCAGGCCGCGACUUUGCGACAAUUGUUGAUCAACAAAGCCGCCGCCUUUUUUGAGCAAUCCCUCAGCCGUCUGCCUAUCGUCAUAGUGGUUGACGGCCGGGAUAUGCUCGCCGCCACCUAUUUCGGGGUGCAGCGCCUUCCUGGUGAUCGGAUCUCCACAUCGAACACGCGCUUUUUGGGGCCCGCAUCAAAAGAUGUCGAAGCUUUACUCGAUGAUACGAAGGCCAGAUACAAGGGGCGACGCACAAAGGCUAAACAUGUCGUGACUUACGAGUUGCUACCAGAAUGGCAUCGCAAGCGGGUCGUUCGCACUGCCGCCAUUUCGAUCACGUUUUCUUGGGAUGGAGAUGAGGUUCGCUGCCUUGGGAAAGUGCCCGCUGAUGCCAUGGGCACAAUGUCGAUUACCCCAGGCUGGAAAGACAAUCGUGUCUGCCUUUUCGGGAUCAGCAAUGAAUUGGAGCAGCUGCUGAACAUAUGCGAUACCCUGCGUGCGAACGACAUCACACAAAUGAAAUGGCCGAAAGAAGACGCAUCAAAUGAUGAGAUGGUGAUCGCCGCAGACGUUCAGAAGGUCGUUGAAGACUGUCGCGAGUUUGCUAGGCGCAAUGGCUCUGACCAGGGACAUAUGCGUUUCCUCGACAUGACCGAGCAGCUCUGGGGCGUCUACCGGCGCUGCGAAUCAUCCCAACAGCUAGCCCGGGCCAUUCGACUUCUCUUCGACUCGUUGGGCGCCGGCAUGGCAAAUACCAUUGUCCAUCAAGAGAACAAAACGACUCUGGCGCGCCUGAUCCGGGAUGCGUGCCGUAACGAGCUGAUGCUGCCGCGCCUCGAAGGGUUGAUCCCGAUCCAAAUUUUGGCGGAAAUCGGUGCUGAAAAGCUGUCACGGGAAAUUCAGGAAAUUUGCAAGCGCAACGACCUGGUUCGGGAAGAGGAGACUAUUAUCCAACACCUCACCGCAGGCUUCAAGCAAACGACUCCGAUUGAAGAACGCGCACCAGGCCUCAAGAACCUUCUUCUCGCCGUGCAGACAAUGCAGCUGAUGAAGCAAUACAUGAACCCCAGCGGCCAAUUCAAGAUGUAUGAGCUCGGGCAGCGAGUCCUCGAAUUCUUCGCCAAGACCCCGACCGAGCAGCUCGAUGCCGCCACGUUCUCUUCGCAGCACUGCUUCGUCGACUUUGCGUCGAACGUCUUUGAAGUGUACAUGCCGUCGACAUGGUCCGCAGAACAUUGGUAUUGGUGUGGCGGUGACCGAGAGAUCCAUACAAUCACCCACUAUACUCGCCAUUCGCGUCUGGAACACCUGCAGAUGUUACGCUUCAACGAGAAGCUUGACGAGCAGGAGGACCAGCCCAUGGAAGAAGAAGUGAAACAAGAGAUGGAUUUACACGCCGAGAGGAAUAAUACCUUCGCGCAAGAGUACUUUGGCUUUUCGCCUGCAGGAUUGACGGAUAGCGUCCACAAUAUUGUUAUCGAAAGAUGGGGCCAGCUUGUUGACGGCGUUUUGAACGACCCUGCCCUACCAGCGGAAAUGAAGAAUUCGGACACCAGGUCGGCUCUUGCAACUCUACUCAACAAGAACAACGUUUUCAAGCUAGCACUGGAUUGUUUUGAUGAACGACUGCGCAAAUACAUCAUGCGAAUCCCCGAUGAAGUGACUUUGCCAGAGCACCUCGACAAUCUGGAGCUUCCGGAAGGCUACAGUUUGAAGGCGGUUGAGCGAGAAAUUGCGGCGCUGGAGCAGGAGUUGAUAGAGAAACGGAUCACCGUGGCCAAACAACGAGCUGAAGAGCGGGACAUCAACGACAGCGCGCAGAUUCUGGCGGCGAUGUACGCGCGUAUUGCGGGCGACGAUGACGAAACGGCUUCGUAUCUGAGCACGACACUCGACGACCCAGAAGCUGAACCUGUUGCCGAGGAAGCGGCGCAAGAAGAACCACAAGCUGCGCCACCCGCUGCGGCGCCAGCUACGCCACCACCGCCUGCAGCCCCUGAUCCGACCAGCCCCAAGUCGACGGCCACAAAUUCGUCUAGAGCCAACAGCAGCAGCAAAAGCCUCGCCGUCUCGCCAGCCUCAUCGACGAAAAAUCAGCCGAGUGCUGAGGAUAUUUCUGUCGGAAGCGUGAAAAAUGAAGUGUCACGGGCAGCCCGCAAACUCGUCCGCUUGAAGCCGAUCAAGGUGUCGGAGAAGAAGCUGGCAAAAUGGGGCAAAAUUGUUGAAGAACGGCUGAAGCGGCGAAAAGCCGCUGCUGAAGAUCCGGCCACGAAACCGCUCUACACUAUUGACACCCCAUUUCCGGCUGCCGAUAGAUCAAAGGAGAAGCCGACCGACGAUUCGCUGCCGCUGAACGCGGCUGUGAUGCUCGACGUACUGCGCGGCGAGGUCAAAUUGAAGACGAUGCCCGACGACCAAGUGAAACUUGACCCGAUGGCUGAAGUGAAAGAUCUGCGACGGAAGCAGCCUUUCUUCGAAUACGAGGUCGUCUACGGAAAUACGGUCCGGUCGAUGAUCAACGCUUCGGAAUCCGUGAAUACGCGAUCGACGGACCGCAGCGAGUACAGCCAGAUCGCUUCCAGCGGAAGCCCGAGGAUCCACCCGGAUGUGAUGCUCCCCAUGUUUCAAGGGCUGUGGAUGCGGCUGGGGAAGGCGAGGAUUGAAGCGGCGAGGGCGGAAGACGCAUAUCGGACCGAGGAGAUGUGGGCAUCGAUCACCUACUGCAAGCUGUACGACGCCUUGCUCGAACGCGAGGAGGCUGCACGUCAUCUAUGGGCCAUCAAGGCGCCGCGUAUGGCCGACAAGCCGCCCCCGGCUUAUUUCACGCCUCUCAAAAUCCCGUUUGUCGAGGGGAAUAUGGCCAUGGAUGACGCCUACCAACGCUCCAUCGCCCAAGCCGAGGCCGCAAGCCGCGAGCAGAAGAACAUCGGCGAUUUGGAGAGGGCCCUCAAUGACUACGUUCGAGAGCGUCGGGCCCAACUGAAAGCCGAGAUGCUUCGCACGAAGAGGGAGCUGGAGAAGGUUGAAGAAGAAAUGGAGGCGAUGGGCACUGAUGCCGAUCUUUCCCGCAUCAAGUUCGCCAGGCGAUUCUCGGCGACGUGGUUAGACUGCGCGCUGACGUUUCGUUAUGAGACAAAUCGAUUGGGAGAGCUGCUGCCACCGGCACCGCCGCUAAAGGAUCUCAGGCUCAUCAACUGGGCUCUUCCUCCUGCCCCGCCAAGCCCGGCAGCUGAUAUCAAGGUGGAGGAGGCCGACGACACCGUCAGGGUCGGCCCUGAUGACAGCCAGAAGGCUGACGCUGCUCAGGGAGAAGCCGAGAAGGAGGAGGAGCGUGCUGCUGCUGGCUCGGAGGCCUCGAAGACGAGCUUCUUCUACAGCACCAUCGCCUGCGUGCUGCCCGCCGAGGCAAAGUUGAUGUUGAUCGAUCUGCCGAUGCGCGAGGCACCCGUCUGGACGGACAGCAAGGGCUUGAGGUUGGCCCUCAACGGCUCGGCACCCAUUUCCAAAGUCGGCGAGAAACAGUACGUGAGGGAGGACUCGUACAAGGAGAAGCGCUAUGGUGACGUGGUCGACGAGUUUUCCGCGUACAUUGACAAGAUAUUCACGGAGACGCACCUCGUUAAUGAUGUGCUGAUUGGGGAAGAAAAGGAGGAGAAGCGGAUGGGACCGAUCGACACCACCAUCACGCACAACAAAGAUAUCUUGAUCCCGUCGAAUGGCCCUCCUUCAACUGUCCACAGCCCAGAAACGGAAUCGCCGAGCAUGCUGCCCGCGGUCCCCUUGAUCAGGCACAACCGAGCCGAGCCAGUGCCCACCAAUGAGCGCCUUCUUGCCGGCGCUGAAAGCCAAAACUCGACGAAUGCGACCGUAUUAAGUGAGGAAUUGAUGCCGACGGUGAUUGGUGGAUGGAAUGGCACCGAUAAUGCGACCAUGGAGAGAAAUAAGACGCGCCCCUACUGGAAUGGCACCGAGGAGCUGGAAUACGGCAAAGAGCACGAACUGGUGACGAACCCGCCCCGGGACCCGAUCGACGUUCAAUGGGAGACGCUGCCCCUCGUCAACCCGUCCAUGCUGCCGGCCCCAGCGGCCAGUGAACGAGCCCCCGACCCGUACAGCCCGGUCACCUACGGACCCUCUGGUGAGGCGGCCCCAUCGGCGAUCGUCAUCACCCCGCCCAUCGUCCACGACACCGAGUUUGAGCAUCACCCGCCCGCUGAGCAAUACAUCCCGCCCGAUCUCUACCACCACGGCCAAUUCCCCGCCAAGCCCGACCUGGUCAGCAAGCUUUGU